AUGGGGGAGUCUAUCCCGCUGGCCGCCCCGGUCCCGGUGGAACAGGCGGUGCUGGAGACGUUCUUCUCUCACCUGGGUAUCUUCUCUUACGACAAGGCCAAGGACAAUGUGGACAAGGAGCGAGAGGCCAACAAGAGCGCGGGGGGCAGCUGGCUGUCGCUGCUGGCGGCCUUGGCCCACCUGGCCGCGGCCGAGAAGGUCUAUCACAGCCUCACCUACCUGGGGCAAAAACUAGGGGGCCAGUCCUUCUUCAGCAGGAAGGAUUCCAUCCGCACCAUCUACACUUCCCUGCACAACGAGCUGAAGAAGGUGGUGACUGGCCGCGGGGCACUAGGUGGGACCGCCCCUCACGUGGAAGAACUGCUUUCCCACCUGUCAGAGCAGCUCUGCUUCUUCGUUCAGGCCCGGAUGGAGAUCGCGGACUUCUACGAGAAGAUGUACACCCUCAGCCCGCAGAAGUUCAUCAAUGCUGAAGAGCUCGUUGGCCUCUUGGACACCAUCCUCAAGAAGUACAGCUCCAGAUUUCACCACCCCAUCCUCAGUCCUUUGGAAAGCAGUUUCCAGCUGGAAGUCGACGUCCUGAGUCAUCUCCUGAAGGCCCAGGCUCAGGUCUCCGAGUGGAAGUUCCUCCCGUCUCUGGUGAACUUGCACAGUGCUCACACCAAGCUGCAGACUUGGGGCCAGAUCUUUGAAAAGCAGCGGGAGACCAAGAAACAUCUGUUUGGAGGGCAGUCUCAGAAGGCCGUUCAGCCCCCACACCUUUUCCUUUGGCUGAUGAAACUCAAAAACAUGCUUCUUGCCAAGUUUAGCUUUUACUUUCACGAGGCAUUGAGCCGACAAACGACUCCUUCAGAAAUGAAAACGUUGACUGCAAAAGCCAACCCAGACUUCUUUGGGAAGAUUUCCAGCUUCAUCAGGAAGUAUGAUGCUGCCAAUGUGUCCUUAAUCUUUGACAACCGAGGUUCCGAGAGCUUUCAGGGUCACGGCUAUCACCACCCCCAUUCCUACAGAGAGGCCCCUAAGGGUGUGGACCAGUAUCCAGCUGUGGUGUCUCUGCCCAGCGACAGGCCCGUCAUGCACUGGCCCAAUGUCAUCAUGAUCAUGACAGACCGCAUGUCCGACCUGAACAGCUUGGAGAAAGUGGUCCACUUCUAUGAUGACAAAGUUCAGAGCACCUACUUCCUAACCCGCCCAGAACCUCACUUUACCAUUGUUGUCAUCUUUGAGUCAAAGAAAUCUGAAAGAGACUCCCACUUUAUUUCCUUCCUCAAUGAGCUCUCACUUGCCCUUAAGAACCCCAAAGUUUUUGCAAGUCUGAAACCUGGCUCCAAAGGCUAGCAGGUGAUUUGUGUGAAAGGUUUUCAAGACUGGAAAUUGUGUUCUUAAUUGCUCUAAUGAUCUACUGUGGUCUAUGAUUAGAGUUUCCAUCCAUUCAUGCUUCUCCCAGAGCUAAAUUAGAGACAGAUCCUCCCUAAUUGUGUCGCACACUUUAUAAGCAAUUAAGGCCAAUUGAAUUAAGUAUCCAAAGAGUAAUCUGGGAAGUGAUCAUGACUACUGUGUAUAACCGUGGUACAGCGAAGUACUUUCAGUACUUUCUCCUAUUUUCCUGUAUUUCACGUAGACUGAAUAUUUAUUAGCCUUUGAUUUUUCUUUCCACAUGUUUUAUGUUGUUCUAAACUUUCUGUUUUAAUGCAAUUCCAAAUGCUUUCUCCUUUCCCUUCCUUCCGGGAUGAGUAAUUGGGAUAAGAUAUUAAAUGGCCUUUUCAGAAUCAAGGACUGUACGUUUUCUAUCUCAUAAAUUAGCAAAGUUAACAUAAAAUUAUUUUAUGAUUCUCAUCAACAAAUUAGUAUUUUGGAUGCCAAAGCUAGUGUCUUGGUGAAAAAUAGCCAUCAGUUAUUGAAAUUAAAGGUGAACCAGAGUGGUCCCAUAACAUCAGGUGUUUAAUAGUUCAGAAGAUCCGCAGAAACUUUAAUAGUCAUGGGCUCUUUUUUGGGGGUGAUCUAUACACAACUGCAUUUCUUCUUACCCUUGAAAAGUUUGAAUUUUUCAUUCUGUUUGAAAGUUAGCAGAAGCCAUUACGUGGGGUUUCUUCAUUCUUCAGUAUAUUAUGUGCUUGGCUUUCUGUUUAUCACCUUUCUGCUGAAAGGCACGUUCAUGUUUGACUCCACUCUCUGCUUCCUCUUUGGCUGGAAAAGCAUGUAGUCUUAGUUUUUCGUCCACUUUUAGACAUUCAUGCAACUCAGCCUGCUUUUAUAAUGUCAAAAUGUUGGUCUUGAUACCUUGUGCUUGCUAAAAAUCAGUUGUGUGUGCCAAAGACCUCUUCAUAGUUGAAUAAUCAGAUGAGUACUUAAGCACAUCAGAACUUGAGUUUCAUGCCUGUCUCCUCCAAAUUAUUUUUAGAAGCGGUGAUGUCUCUUAACACAUGCUGCCUUCACACUUUCCUUCCGCAGGUGUUCCUGGGGUAGUAGAUGGACCCCUAAAGGUAUAAUGGGCCGUGGAGGACUUCACUUCUAGAUUAUUGAUUACGAAUAAAAAUAAGCCACAAAGAGUAAUUGAGUUGUUACUGAUAGUUCCUUCAAAACUUGUGUGUGACAUAAUCAGAUCAGUCCUGUUUCUCAUGAUGGCACGGAGCCACGGUUUUACUGGGCCGCCACAGCAGGCAAGCUGGCAACAUGGGCAGAGCCGCUCCCAGUCUGUGCCAGGAGGCCAGCCCACCUUGGUUGGGACUACCUGGUGGAAGGACCUACUGGCCCAUUUCCUUUCCUUUUCCUUUUCCUUUUCCUUUUCCUUUUCCUUUCCUUUCCUUCUCUUUUCUUUCUUUUCUUUUUUCUUCUCUUCUCUUUUUUCUUUCUUUUCUUUUGCUUUUUUCAAAAUAAAAGUCCCUAUGAUAUAAAAAGCCAGUUUGCUUUAAAUAGAAAGCAGCGAUUGACUCCUGCACUUUAUUCACUCUGGUCAUAUAAAAAUCCGAACAACACUGAACUUUUAUAAAAAACUGGAAAGAAUUAGAACUAAAAAUUCAAAUCAUUUUUCUUCCCUUUUGUAUUUUUCCGGGAAAGUGAAAAAUAUUCCUUGGUGUUCACAUAUUUUUUUUUUUUUCUAGAAAACAAUCACCAUUAGCCUUAAUGAAAUGAUCCCCAUGUACCUAAAGAAAUAUGCUUCAGUGGAACUUGGAGAAGAGUGUAAAUAAAACAGACAAUAUGAUAUUUAAAUAACCAGUCCUUGCCUGGGAAAUGUAUAUUUCCUAUGUAUGAAAUCUGGGGCGCCUGGGUGGCGCAGUCGGUUAAGCGUCCGACUUCAGCCAGGUCACGAUCUCGCGGUCCGUGAGUUCGAGCCCCGCGUCGGGCUCUGGGCUGAUGGCUCAGAGCCUGGAGCCUG
Messenger RNA from Prionailurus viverrinus (fishing cat), 3376 nucleotides. It is a transcript of the gene KICS2, whose product is annotated as KICSTOR subunit 2. Gene Ontology annotation, cellular component: KICSTOR complex. The coding region runs from base 1 to 1338 and encodes 445 amino acids. The transcript is spliced from 3 exons. Lineage: Eukaryota; Metazoa; Chordata; Mammalia; Carnivora; Felidae. The record is from RefSeq and is a predicted model, not a curated record. Gene Ontology annotation, biological process: protein localization to lysosome; negative regulation of TORC1 signaling; cellular response to glucose starvation.